AUUUAAAUUUUGAUGCUCAUUAUCUUCUUCUUCCCACUGAUUAAUUUAGCUGUCACUCACGGGUCUGUUUUCUGUGAGUGAAUAAAUAAUUAAUGGAAUCCAAAGUCAUUUCCUCUGGAAUCCGGUACUCCAGCUUGCCGGCAAGUUAUGUCAGGCCCGAAUCUGAACGUCCCCGGCUAUCCGAAGUCUCUGCCUGCGAUGAUGUUCCAGUCAUAGACCUCGGCUCCGACGACCGAGCCCAUGUUGUUCAACAAAUUGGUGAUGCCUGCACAAACUAUGGCUUUUUUCAGGUGAUAAAUCAUGGGGUUUCAGAGGAGGCAGUGGAGAAGAUGUCAAGGGUGGCCGGUGAUUUCUUCAGGCUACCGGUGGAGGAAAAGCUGAAGCUGUAUUCGGAUGAUCCGUCCAAGACAAUGAGGCUUUCAACUAGCUUUAAUAUUAACAAGGAGCAGGUUCACAACUGGAGAGAUUAUUUAAGGUUCCAUUGCUAUCCUUUGGACAAGUAUGUGCCUGAGUGGCCAUCUAAUCCUCCUUCAUUCAAAGAAAUUGUGAGUAACUAUUGUAAGGAAGUCCGAGAACUUGGAUUCAGGCUUGAAGAAUUGAUAUCAGAGAGCCUGGGCUUGGAGAAGGACUACAUAAAAAAUGUCCUAGAUAAGCAAGGGCAACACAUGGCCGUGAACUACUACCCGCCAUGUCCGGAACCGGAGCUGACGUAUGGAUUGCCCGGACACACCGACCCCAAUGCUCUUACAAUUUUGCUUCAAGACUUGCAAGUUGCGGGCCUCCAAGUACUCAAGGACGGUAAAUGGGUUGCAGUUAAUCCCCGGCCGGACGCCUUUGUCAUUAACGUAGGUGAUCAAUUACAGGCACUGAGUAAUGGGAGGUACAAGAGCGUCUGGCACCGAGCAAUUGUCAAUGCAGACAAGGCAAGGAUGUCGAUUGCUUCCUUCCUCUGCCCGUAUGACGAUGCCAUAAUCAGCCCUGCAAAACCUCUCACUGAGGAUGGAUCAGGUGCCAUAUACAGGGAUUUCACCUAUGCCGAAUAUUACAGCAAGUUUUGGAGCCGAAACCUGGACCAGGAACAUUGUUUGGAGCUUUUCAAGAAUUAGUUCUCUACUACAACUAGCAGUCUAGGAUACUUUCUGCUACUUUGAUCCGUUUGUUGUAAUUCAAUUCUUGUCCUAGGCAGACUUGUGGAACCAUUCUAUGUUGCAGUUCAAAUUCCCUUCCUCACUUUUAUUAUCCGAAACAGUGCAAGACAAUAUCAUUUUAUAAGCAUGAAAUUGUUCUUGUUUUGAAUAAAUCUCACUCUUUAUG
Rubroshorea leprosula is the source of this 1314-nucleotide messenger RNA. The record is from the annotation of a GenBank genome assembly. Lineage: Eukaryota; Viridiplantae; Streptophyta; Magnoliopsida; Malvales; Dipterocarpaceae.